UUGAAAAACGUCCCAAGAAGCGGUGAUGAUACCUUCGCAGUCAUAGAUCCCCAGAUCUGGGCGAAUCCAGCGAAUAUGACUUGGGCCGACUGGCAAGCUCCACCAAACACCAAUUGGUCAGAUCCCUCUACAACAGGUUCAAUCAGAAAUUUCAAUAUCGCGCUCAUUACUGUUGAUUAUACGGAUAGAGCUUUCGAAAUAACUUUACCGGUCCAGUCGACGAUUUAUGGAAACCCCCAGCCGGUGGCGGGGAUUUCGAAUAUCACGCGGGGUGAUGUGCCUACUUUCUAUCGAGAUUUCCUUAACAAACCAGGCACGCUUAAUAAGGGGCAUACCUUGCAUGAAUACUGGAUGGAAGACUCAGAUGGCCGCUUUGGCGUCGAUCUGACCGUAUUUGGCGCCUACGAAAUGCCACUCAAGUCAUACCAAUACGGAAUUGACGACGACAUGAACAGCGGCGGGUGUCCAACCAACGGCACAUGCAACAUUGACAUUCGCACCGACGCCCUAGGAACAUGGCGCACAGCUGUAGGAAACGCCACAGCCGAUUCCUACGAACUAGUAUUCAUCCUCUCAGCCGGCCAAGACGAGUCCUCGACCUGGCAAGAAUUCGGCGAGAUGAAAUUCCAGACCAGAGAAGACGUCCCUGACAGUUUCGGCCCUCCGGACAACGGGACGAAUUACGCGAAGACGAGAUAUGUAGACUGGACUUCGUGGGCUGCGGCCUCGAAUAUUUGGCCUAAUGCGGGGGGUGGCUCUUCGACUCAAGCGGAGAGUUCGGGUAUGGCUACUUAUGCGCAUGAGUUUAGCCAUCUUUUGAAUAUUGGGGAUAAUUACAAUAACCCGUAUGGCAUUCCACUACGGAGGUCAUAUACGGGACCUUGGUCUAUGAUGUCAAGAGGGUCUUUCAAUGGUCCUGGGGGCCCUCAUACGCGCUGGCAAAUCCCGCCUCAGCAAGGCGGUUCUUUGGGGUCUUUGCACACUGUGCGAGAUAAAGCACAACUCGGAUUAGUGGGUGAAGAGAGUAUACUUAAUGUAUCCCGAGAGGCAUUAGCAGAUUCCGGGAUCGUCGUGGCUCAAAUACAAGCCCGCUCCGUCUCGCCCGGUACAAAUCUAAUGGGCAUCCGCGUAACCAUGGAUGUAGACAAUGAGCCUUUUUGCGAUAUAGACACAGAAGUCCUCUGCGAUGGCGGAGGCUACAACGCCUACUUCAUCGAAGUUGUCGAUCGAAUGGGCGCUGACUCCUUCACGCCAGACUCAGGCGUCAUGAUCAGCAAAACGAAGGUCGAAUCCGAUGAAGGGCCUUUCCAAUGGACCAUCGAUGCCAACCCGCAGGAUAUCCAACUUCUCGACUUUUACAGACCGAAUGGAACAGCGUCGUAUAUCACCAUGGGUGAUUAUCGACAACUGCUCGACGCUUUGUUCCAUGCUGGGACACGUUCUGGGAGCCAGUACGAGUACGUGGACGAGGCUAACAGCCUGCAUUUCUACAUCAUUGAUGUAGAGCGAGAUAGCACCGGUGUACUUUCAUACACAGCCGGUGUUCGUUCGACCAACAGUAGUACCGAUACAUCCACUCUUGCUGUCACCCUCUCCGACGGCAAAAUAGUAGCAGACGGCAAUACACCGACGGAAAAAGGAGUGACUUGCUCGUUCCAACUAAAGAACACGGGGGAAAGUUCGAAAGAUGGGUCGGCGUAUUUGGACUCGGAUGUGUACCGGCUUAAUGCUACAGUGAAGGGAACCGGUUGGAAGAUGGAGCUGCCGAAUGCAUUGGCGACGGCUGAGCUUGGAGAGAAGGUAGCGGUGAAGGUUGCGGUUGCUGCGGAUGCGGAUGCUGCUGAUGAUGGGACGGUCACGUUGACUGCUACAUCGGAGUCUGAUUCAACUGUCUCUGCUACGGGGAGUUGCGUGGUUCAUAAGAAUCUGGAGGAGUAG
Messenger RNA from Lachnellula hyalina, 1938 nucleotides. RefSeq names its product putative secreted metallopeptidase. NCBI's taxonomy places the organism in Eukaryota, Fungi, Ascomycota, Leotiomycetes, Helotiales, Lachnaceae. The annotation marks the transcript as partial. Gene Ontology annotation, molecular function: peptidase activity. Gene Ontology annotation, biological process: proteolysis. The transcript has 2 exons. The record is from RefSeq and is a predicted model, not a curated record.